CGCGUCCAGUGUCGCAAUCGAACGAACCCUUUUCCUCACAGUCGGCAUCCGAGCCUAUUGCUUUAUACCCGAGCUGGUCUACUUUUAGACUCGACUUACCUCCCCUUGUAUGUUUUUUCUCAUGAAUUCGUAAAACGCUGUUUACGAGACUGAGAAAGGAGUGAACUCAAACACGUCGAAAUCAAGCUUCUGGGAUCCCACCACUCACCUUGCAUGGAUUUCAAAGGUCGUUUGUAAGACUUAACGCCCCUCGGCUCUAAGCUGAGCAAACUCAAAGUCAGCUCCUCCGAUAAUGGCGGACCUCCGCACUGACGAAACCUCGCCGUUUCUCCAACGGCCCCCGGCAACAGCAAGAUCCCACGAUACUUCCCCGGCAGUGUCGGCGGCGUCGGCGUCACACAAGCUCACCCUCUUCAACGGCCUUGCAAUCGUUAUCAGCCUACAAAUCGGCUCGGGGAUCUUCAGCGUACCCUCGCAAAUUAGCCAAUUUGUCACUGCGCCAGGAUACGGCCUUUUGGCCUGGCUUUUUGGUGGUCUUCUCGUCUGGACGGGCGCCGCCUCCUUCAUCGAACUCGGGUUACGCAUCCCCAAUAAUGGCGGCAUCCAGGAAUACCUGCGGGCCUGCUACGGCGAGUUUGCCGGGUUCUUGUUCACCUGGGUCUGGUGCACCAUCAUCAAGCCCGCGGCGAACUCAAUGAUUGCGACAAUUUUCGCGGAUUAUCUGACCGAGGCCUUUGUGGCCGACCAAGAGACGCUGCCGCCUUGGGUAUCAAAGGUGGUGGCGGCGAGCUGCAUCGUGACCAUGACACUGGUUAAUUGCCUGGGUGCAACCGCGGGCGCAAAAGCGGCCAACUUGUUUCUCUUUUUAAAGAUGACGGCUCUGACUAUCAUCAUCGUCCUUGGCUGCGGCGUCUGGGCCUUUGGUCACGGAGAGGGUGUGCCCUCGUCCGAGUAUGGAUGGUUUGGUCAGGCUCCUGAGCAGCGAGAAAUCAGUCUUUGGGAGUGGCUAGGUGAUUUUGGAACCGCAACGUUUGGAGCUCUGUGGUGUUAUGCCGGCUGGGAAAUGGUUGGUUUUGUCUUGGGAGACAUGAAAAAUCCAAGGAGAGAUCUGCCCCUCGUGAUUAAUGGCUCCAUGAUUGUGGUGAUCAUCGGCUUCAUGCUGAUGAACGCGGCUCUGUAUGUCUGCCUACCCAUGAGCGUCAUGCGGACAAGCAGCACCGUCGCGGUGGAGUUCGCCAACAGGAUCCUUGGAACUUGGGCUGGGCUUCUCUUUUGCAUUAUAGUGUCCAUUUCGGCAAUGGGUGCUUUGAACUCCAACGUGUUUGCGACCGCCAAGCUCGUCGUUGUUGCUAGUCAGAGGGGAUAUUUCCCUUCGAUCCUGGCAAAUCUGCACUGUAGCCACGAAAAAGACGAGGCUGUGUGUGUCGAUGAAUAUCUUUCGUCUACGCCGAGACUGGUCCGAGGACCUAUCAAGGGUUUCUUGUCCUGGACCCAGAACCGUCGAUGGAGGAGAAACGUGCCACUGCUCCCCCUUAUGUUGAACUGUGCCUUGUCAAUCGUAUAUGUAGCUGUCGGAAGCUUCAAUGGGCUUGUUACUUUUAUCGGUUUGGCGGCGUAUAUGAUCUUCUUCUCCUCAGCCGUUGGCCUCAUACUUCUCCGUAGAAGAGACGGCCGCGUACCGGGGGCGAAAGCCGCCGAGUAUAGCACUUGGCUCAUCAAUCCUGUCAUCUUUAGCGCCAUCAGUGGCCUAUUGGUCGUUAGAGGAGUCAUCUCAGAACCUCUGCAGGGAGGGGCUAUUCUCUUGGUCGCCUUGCUCGGCAUCGGCUUCUUCUCGCUCAGGUUUGGCUUGCGCGGCUUCACCUACCCAGAGACCAGAUGAGGCUCGCCCAGCCAUCCAUAUUUCCGUUGUGAUCGUGCGGCAGCUGCAUUGCUCCCCCGGCCGGAGCAGUCAUACACGGCUGGCCUGUCCGCCCCGAAGCUUGGACUGUCCUCUCAAGCACGCUCUCUAGUCAGACCUGAGUCUUCGAAGUCUGUGACCCGGUAAAGGCUUGCCGAAGCUGCUAUUGCGGAACAGACUCGCAGAAUGGAACAGCACACCUCCCGCUGGCUGUGAAUUCGGCCUACUUCCCCACAGCUGGCCAAGUCGCAGUCGAGUGUCAGCGGUUAAUCGACAGGCGUUAGGCACGUUGGAUACCGGAGGCGGAGAGGUCUGUGGAACUUUGGGCAGUAGCACGGUCCGUGUCGGGCCUGGAUGCCUCCUUAUUCCCAGUCAAGUGGAAGGCGUGGUGAAACUGUACCAAUUUGAUGCUAUUCAAAGACGUCAGGGGAUGGCCGCCGUGGCCCCAAAGAUAGGCUUGUGGACACGCUAGACGAUGCAAAAUGCACGGUGUCUGAAGAGCUUGGAUGACCGCAACCAGGGGCCACCGCAGUUAGCUUCGGCACAAUUGACUUGAGAUCUUUAAGUGAUUGGCAAUGUCAAAGUCGCCCAAGAUUUGAACUUUUGAUCAUGUUGAACGGAAACCGUCGUUGUGGCGUGAGAAGCGUUGCACUGAAAUCCCACCGCUCUUUCUCAAUGCAGAUCAUCGGAGUUGAAGGGUGUCGGUGGUAGUCUGAAUGACGAGCUGGCGUAGAUAGCUGCAGCUCUAAGACGUCGGAGACUUUGGGUAUUCUAGAAAGCGCAGACUUUUGCUAUCCAACAAUUGCGGCAGCUAGCCGUGUGCAUGACCCCGUUAUGGGAUGGAGGGGGGAGAGAAGAGGCGAGUCUCGCAGCCUGGAGGAGGUGUGGGGGUGGGUAGGUAGGACGACGUCUGACAUGGCCACAGCACCUCUGCUAACUUUUCAGCAAAAAGAUACGUAAGGUGACCUUGGAUGUUGCAUUUUCUCUGUCAUAGAUUAGUGCCAGAAACGAAAGAUAAAGGGCAAUGCGUUUCAC
Colletotrichum scovillei is the source of this 2932-nucleotide messenger RNA. Its product is annotated as large neutral amino acids transporter small subunit 1. Bases 293 to 1879 code for a protein of 528 amino acids. The record is from RefSeq and is a predicted model, not a curated record. Gene Ontology annotation, biological process: amino acid transmembrane transport. The transcript has 4 exons. Gene Ontology annotation, molecular function: L-amino acid transmembrane transporter activity. Lineage: Eukaryota; Fungi; Ascomycota; Sordariomycetes; Glomerellales; Glomerellaceae. Gene Ontology annotation, cellular component: membrane.